Messenger RNA from Trichomonas vaginalis G3, 1944 nucleotides. Its product is annotated as pre-mRNA splicing factor family. Gene Ontology annotation, biological process: mRNA splicing, via spliceosome. Bases 1 to 1944 code for a protein of 647 amino acids. Lineage: Eukaryota; Parabasalia; Trichomonadida; Trichomonadidae. The transcript has a single exon. The record is from RefSeq and is a predicted model, not a curated record. Gene Ontology annotation, molecular function: protein binding.
AUGAGGAAGCGUGCCGUUUCAGAAUAUGUUAACUUCAAUUUUUCCGAGCUUCCAAAAUUAUGGAUUCCUGCGAUUCAACUUCCACCACGUUCUCUCUCUGAUGCGAAUGCUCUCAAUAGAAAUUCACCACUUCAACUUCCAAAACUCGCCAAAACGUGUGAUGAUUAUGAUCCACGUUAUUUACCAGACUGGAUGCAAGAUAUAUUAGAUCCAGGUGCUUACCCUAACAUGAACACUUAUGUAUCAGCUGUUUGUUCUGAUGAUCCAGAAGGCGCCAAAAAUGUUUUAAAUGCAUUUCUCCGUCAAUCAACCGACAAAGCAGAAAUCACGAAGAUUAUUCGUUCGGCAUUUGACAUCAACAAAAAGCAAUCAAAAUACAACGAGGCAAUCGAUGUUCUCACCUUUGGAUCAACAUUCGAUCCAACAAACAUCACAUUCCCUCUAGAGGCUGCGAAAUUACUCAAUGACCUUGGUAACUUCGAGAAAGAGGACGAAGUUUUGCUAAAUGCUCUGAAUCAGACGGAAUUUAACACAACAAUUCUCUCAAAAAUGCUCAAAUCCCUUGAACGCCGUAAUCUUUUGAAGAAGGCCCGAGCUGUUCUUGCCGUUGCCUACAAAAGAAACCAAGCAGCUCUUUUUGAAGGCGCGUUGUUCGAAAUCCGCCACGGACCAUCAGAUUCAGCACUCUUUCUCGUAAACAAAUGCGCGGAGACAUCUAUUGAAUGGAAGGGCAACAUAUACCACGAGAUAGUCGAGUACUGUUCCAGGAGAGGAUUAAAAGACUCAGUUCUAAAAUUCUCAGAAACAGGUUUUAAGGAAGUUCCUUCUUUGUUCGCUUUAUGCGGAUUCGCAAUCAAAUACCAAUCCAAUAAAAACGACGCGAUAAACGUCUACGAAAAUUCUUCAGAGACAUCUCAGAUGUCCAGACCAAGACUAGCUCCAAUACUUGCUACAACACUGAUGGCGCUUCAAGAUCCGCAAUCAGCCCAUAACGUUUUCGCUCAUGCGAUCGCAAUUUCCCCACCAGAUCAGAAAUCAAGACUUUUCUACGACGCGGCCGUUUUAUCAUUCAUACACAGCGAAAUGCAGUUCGUACAGCUUUUGCUGGCAAAAGGCCGCAAUUUCUGCCAGAAAAAGUCACAACUUCCUUUCCAUAUAUUCAGAGCGAAAAUACAAGAGCUUUCCGGCUUCCAGAAUGCAACAGCCGAAGCAAACAGAAUUUUCAAGGAAGUUGUUCAGAAUUAUCCGGAAGAUUGGCACUCCCACCUCGAAUACAUUCUGUUCUUAUCCAGACACAAGCACAUACCUGAUGCAAUUCGAGCUCUCAACAAUGUCCUCUCUUCCAUGCCAGACAACGGAAGGCUUUUAGCUCUGAGAAUUCAAUUGGAAUCUCCUGAGAAGCAGGUGGAAGCAUUUAUCAAUGCAAUACAUGCUGCUCCGAAAUCAGGAGAAGUGUGGCUAGAAGGAGCAAGAAUUUCUUUGAAUCCUUUGAGUCCCUACUUCAAUCUCAAAGAUGCACGGCUGUUUUUGGAUUUCGCACACGUGUUCACACCUCAGUACCUCGAUAUAUUCGUCGAAUACGCCCGCCUUGAGAUGCUGGACCACGGAUUGUACGGAAAUUUCGCUCAGCUUCAGGAUAAGUUCAUAAAUUCAGAAGGAAACCAAGGAACAGUGUUCUUCAGGUUUAGGAAAGUCGGAAAAGAGUUCUUUAAGGAAGAAUUCGAAGAAAUGAUUAAAGGUGUAAGAGAAGACAUAAAGAGGAACUACAAGGUGUACCAGCAUGCAAUAGCAAGGUCGGCGUUCGUUCCUCAGAGCUUGAAGGACGAACUCGAGAGAAUGGAGAAAGAUAAAGAGAACGCGCCAUCGUUUGCGUUCGGAAUCUCCAAUUUCGGACAGAAGGGAAAUGUAAUGGAUGUUCUAGGUACUUCCGUUGCGUUUCUUUGA